AUGCGCACAGUUAAUCCUCUUUUCAUUGAGAACUCCGGGGCAUACUACCAGCACACACCAUUUGCGAUUGAAAACUUUAAUCCGCAAUAUCUUGAGCCAUUACCAACUAAGAAACUGCAGGAUCAGCAGACCACGUUCGCGCCGAGUGCCUUGGUUACUUGUGAUCCAAAUCUCGUGGACCUAGAUGACUCUAGAGAUACUUCGUAUGGUUUUGCCAAAGCAUCGUCUAUAUAUGAUAUGACGACUUUGACCGAAUCCCCACCCUUAAGCCCUGGUGGCAUGGCUCAUGUCAAGGGUGAAAAAGUCACUAUAGGGGCUUCUACUGCAAUGGCCGAGAAUAAGGACGAGGUCCCGAUAACGUAUCUCAACAAGGGCCAAGUGUACGCCUUGUCAAUUGUGGACUCGAACCAAGCGGCAAGCACUGAAGUCCUACGAUACCGAACGUUUGUGCAUAUUUCAUUUGACAAGGAACCGCAGCGGGUAAGACCCGAGUACGCUUGGGAAUUGUGGAAAGAUGGACGCGGCUCUAGCGAAGCACACCAGCACGGCGGCAAGCUUCUAGCCUUAGAAUUGGUGAACCUAGAUGCUAAAAACUAUGGAACUGGGAGUAUUCAAGUCGAAAAGUCGUUUUUUGAUGGAUUCUGCAUAACAUGGUCAUCCAACCCGACUAUAGGCACUUCUGGCUGCCAUUUAUCAGUGAGAUUUAACUUCUUGUCCACGGAUUUUACUCACUCGAAAGGUGUUAAAGGAAUUCCUCUCCGUUUAUGUGCGAAAACACAACUUCUACCAUCUGAGAACUUCGGAGUUUUGAGGGAGGCAGAAUUGUGUUAUUGUCAAAUUCAACUCUUUCGAGACCAUGGUGCUGAACGGAAGCUUUCCAACGAUGUUACACGCCUGAGGAAGAGAAUCGAAAAGCUCUCCACGAAAAUGGAAAAACCGCAGAUGACAGGAUCUAAAAAGCGCAAGAGGUCUAAUAUUACCUCAACGAGAGGAAAUAGCUUAAAACAACCCCAGGGCCCUUUUGAUACGUUAUCUUCCGAAGACGAAUUGACUUCUAAAAUGGCUGUGCUAAAGGAUGAAGUCUUUUCGUCCCACUCGAUCAGUGUUUUUGCACUACGAUGUGACGAACAAGAUGAUCCAGAUCUUAGCCCUGUUCGGAUUUUGACCGAAAGUGAUUUAAGAGACAUGGGAAAUCUGACCUUAUAUAAAGAGGAUGAUUUGGGAAAGAAGUCUUCUUCCAUUACAUCGCUAAGUAGCGAAGCAUCAACCAAGUCAGAACGUGCGACUUCGCGUGAGUUGCCUGAGAAAACACACAAAAGAGAGGUUUUAGACAUUGAUCCAAGAUAUCGACCACCAACUGAACGGUCGUUGAAGUCGGUUGCUUGCUUCUAUGUUCAAUUUGCGGACUCAGAUCAAACACAACAGUGCUACCGUGCAUUAUAUCUUACAGCACGCUCGGUCUCCGACUUACUCAUGAAAAUUUCCGAGAAAAGCAAGAUUAAUCCAGCCCUUGUUGUUCGGAUUCUUCAUGCUACUGAAUCCGGUCUCCAAGUCACAGUCGAUGAUAAGGUUAUUCACGGGCUUCCGGAUGGUCAAACUAUGGUUGUUGAAGUAAAGAAAUGCCCAACUGCGACCGACAGCAGUCAAGACAUGGAGCAAUUGGAAAUCAUACUAAAAUAUUAG
Molecule: messenger RNA, 1683 nt
Organism: Penicillium taxi
Lineage: Eukaryota; Fungi; Ascomycota; Eurotiomycetes; Eurotiales; Aspergillaceae
Exons: 3
Coding region: 1-1683 (560 amino acids)
Biological process (GO): regulation of transcription by RNA polymerase II
Cellular component (GO): nucleus
Molecular function (GO): RNA polymerase II cis-regulatory region sequence-specific DNA binding; DNA-binding transcription activator activity, RNA polymerase II-specific
Source: RefSeq, a predicted model, not a curated record